UUCUUUCCCCAUAAACCCCUUGAGAUUGUGAGAAAGAUGGCAAAAGCCCUCUUGUUCUUUGUGCAGUGCAAAAUAGCCAAGAAGAAAACAAAAAUGAAGACCUGAAAUGUCAAAAGAUUCAUCAAUAUGGCAACAGCGAUUUCCAUGUCCAAAGCCAUAACCAAGCUCCUCCGAGUCGGUGGGUCCCACCCUUCUUUUCACAGCCGUUGGAUCCCAAGACCACCUCCGCCUCUGUCACAAUCCUCUUCCUUCUUCUGUUCUUCCCCUGCCAUUUCCUCAGCGGCUGCUUCUGAAUCAACGUCUUCCCAAUCUCCUGAGGUAGAAAGGAGAUCGCGUUUGCCAAAAUGGUUGCUUUUCCUUCCCGGAGCUAUCACUUUUGGGCUUGGAACUUGGCAGAUUUUCAGGAGGCAAGACAAGGUGAAAAUGCUAGAAUAUAGAGAGAAGAGAUUGGAAGUGGAACCUUUGAAGUUUAACAAGUUUUUUCAAUCGAGUAAAGAUUUGGAUUCUUUGGAGUUCAGGAAGAUCUUAUGCAAAGGAGUUUUUGAUGAGGAAAGGUCAAUCUUUGUAGGACCUCGUUCAAGAAGCAUUUCAGGAGUGACGGAAAAUGGCUACUAUGUUAUCACACCCCUUAUGCCAGUCCCUAAUGAUCCUGAAAGUGUGUCGUCACCUAUUUUAGUGAACAGAGGAUGGGUUCCCCGUAUUUGGAGAGAUAAACAUUUAGAAGUUCCACAAUAUGGUAAGCAUACUUCAGAAAAAGAACCACAGCAUGUCAAAGAGAAUGAAACAAGCUCUUGGUGGAGAUUCUGGACAAAGAAGCGUACAAAUGUUGAGGUCCAUGUUCCUGAUGUUACUCCUGUUGAAGUUGUUGGAGUUAUCCGUGGGAGCGAGAGGCCAAGCAUAUUUGUUCCAGCUAAUGAACCAAGCUCCAGCCAAUGGUUCUAUGUUGAUGUUCCAGCAAUUGCCCGUGCAUGUGGACUUCCUGAAGGUACUAUCUAUGUUGAAGACAUAAAUGAAGAUGUCAAUCCAAGUUGCCCUUACCCUGUUCCAAAGGACAUAAAUACCUUGAUUCGCAGUUCAGUCAUGCCUCAGGACCAUCUAAAUUAUACAUUGACAUGGUAUUCCUUAUCUGCUGCCGUCACAUUUAUGGCUUUCAAGAGGCUAAGGCCCAAAAAAAGCCAGAGAUAGCAUGAACAUAUUUUAUUCGUUAGCAUUGCUCAGCUUUUCAUGAGGCAUUUAGCUGAACAGGAAAAUAUUUCCCAGAAUUUUUUUAUGAGCUGGUUAUUAACUAAUUCUACUGGUACAAAUCCUCAACUGGGUUCAUCUGCUUCAAAUUAUAUGCACAGGGAUGUUCAAUUCACACAAAGUACUUGGGGUAUUAGAUUUUUUUGUUUAUGAAAAUUGGGUUCAAGGUAAUGAGGUUAUCAUUUUUGUUGCAGGAUGAUUACCAUAUAUAUAGCUUAUUGAGCUUGUGAAGAAGGGAGAGGAGUUGAGAGGUUAUAGAAAUGGCAUUUUGAGAGUAAAUUUUACCAUGAGACCUUAUUAAUGGUAAACACACAACUAAAUGCUAGGACUGGCUAGUAAUAUAAACAGGGUCUUGGUGCAAUGUAUGGGUACUUAUGGAGAAGGUUAGGUUUGGAUUCUUGACAGUAAGAAGCUUUGUUUUCCAUAGCUUCAAUUUUGAAUUUCAAGAGUGUACUGUUUGUUUGUUUUGAAAGCCUAAUAAAAUGAAUAUUUACCAUGAA
This is a messenger RNA of Ziziphus jujuba (common jujube), 1742 nucleotides long. Its product is annotated as surfeit locus protein 1. The record is from RefSeq and is a predicted model, not a curated record. Bases 127 to 1185 code for a protein of 352 amino acids. NCBI's taxonomy places the organism in Eukaryota, Viridiplantae, Streptophyta, Magnoliopsida, Rosales, Rhamnaceae. The transcript has 7 exons. Gene Ontology annotation, cellular component: membrane.